AUUUUACUUUAUAAUAUACCUCGUAUAUUUCGGUAGAAUCUUCGGUACAAGGACAACAUCUACAGAAGGUCAACAUGACUGUCUAUUUCAAAUAUUUACAUGUUCCAAAGAAAUUUUAAAUUAACGAUCUCGUCUAAAAUAUGACCUAACAGCUUCAUUACAAAUUCUAAAUUACAACCUGCAGCGAUGAGCGAAUAUGAUUUAAUAAUUGCGAUUGGUGGUGAAUUUGGUUCGUUGGUCCGCAUAAGAAAUUUUCCCAGUUUUUGCACAAGACCCCCCGGAUUGGGUAGACUGCUCGUUCAAGAGUUACUGCCGAAUUUCUGGGAAUUAAUCUCAAUCUGGACGACCAAAGUGGAUAAGGCACAGUUAGUCCUUAUAGUUCACAUAAACAAUUAGUCCUGAGCAGUUGAUUAGGUAUUAAAUCUUUCAUUGAUAUUCGUCGGCGGUGCAAGCAAAGAAUUUGGAAAACACAAAGCACCUGUUUUAGAAAUUAUCCCCAGAAGCAAGGUGUGAAGUGCAGGUAUAUUUACAUACGAGCUGUAAUUAGUAUAUGGAGUUGUUUAUGCCAGAACACAGUGUAAAUAAAAGUUUACAGCUGGUGAUAAGAGAUAUUUAAAUAGAGCUGAUAAGUGGGUGACGUAGCGGUGGCGGCUAUUUUCGAAUAGGUGCUACUAGAUGGUCGAUAGAAAUUAGGUAAGUGUGAUGACUAAUGUUAAAAAUUGUUGAUAGAUUUCUCUAAUGUAACCUUUAAGCUAUAGUCGAGAAAUUUGCGUAAUCUACGACCGCGCGUUAAGGAUGUGACUAGAAUGGUGGGUGUGGGCGUGGAGCGACCAUGGGAAUUGUUAUUGCGUCAUUCAUUAGAUAUACUCGAUUUCAAUUCGUUAUAGAAUGUAGUACAACAUUCGUAUUUUAGUGUGAAAUAAGUUAAAAUUUAAUUGCCAUUAUACACAUUCUUCUAAAGUUCAGCGUGGUAGUUUGUGCGCGUAUCGCUUCCGUGUUCUGGGGGAAAACUGAUUAAAACUAAACAGGAUACGGAAUGAAGGAUCAAAGAUAACAAUAAAAUGGUUAAUUUUGAUCCAAAAUAAUUUCGAAAAAUAUGAGUUUGGACGAAUCCGACUCCUAUCGAGAGUUUGAACUCUAUUUGGAACAAGUAAACGAUGAAAUUAUGCGAGUGUUUGAAGAUUGUAAGUUGCCCUACAAUCUACAACAACAUGACGCACAACUCGUCAAAAACAAGUACAUCGAUUCAGAGAAGACAUUUCAGUGGGACUCUACUGCGGAUUCCAUUAAUUGCAUCAGCAAACUUAGCAGUGAAACUCAAUCUGAUGACAGUAAUGAAGAAGUCGUUACCAGUAACACUACUUGCUCUUGUAACGAUUUAAAUUCGAACACGUGGUUAGACAAUGGCGCAUCGCAUAGUACCUGUACACAUUUUCCAUCUCUUCCUAAUGUGUACGUUAGCAAAUGUGUGGAUCCUGCCGGAAACAUUGUACAGUGUGGAAAUGACAAGCAUUCGAAAUCUAUGGAUGACUUGCCAACCUCAUCGUGGCUCUAUGCCGAAAACAAUUUCAAUGAUGAUCAUUUACCGGCUACUACUAUGCUCAAGAAGGUGAAUAAACAAACCUGCUCACAGUUGGAUCGACGAGUGGCCGAAAUUGAAGCCAUGGAAGCAUGUAAGUGGUUAAGAGCGGCGGGUUUUCCACAAUAUGCCCAAAUGUAUGAAGAAAUGCAGUUUCCCGUGGAUGUGGGUGCUGCCCAAAGAGAUCAUCCGUUUUUGGAACCCGCUGUUUUACAGUCCCUUUUUCGCCGUUUACACGCACUUAAUCGCUGCGCGAGAGUUUGCCAACAACCUUGUGCACGUCCAGAUGAUUCGGAAGAUGAACAGUGUGCUCUUAGUAACAAUUGGACUUAUCAGAGUGACUUACGAAGAUGGUCCCGCACUGGUGAAGUUGAACCUUCAAAUGGGGAACAAAUUGAAAAUAAUGCCACAUCACUAAUAUACGCUAGUCCAGAAAAUAAAAGUAGGAAAAAUAGCUUGGCCAUAAUGCAUUUAGGCAAAUAUGAAGUUAAUAGUAAAUCUACUGAAGAAAGUUCGUUUCUACGAAGAACAGCUACAACUAGAUUUCGCCAUCACCGAGAAGGUGUCGUUGUAAGUGAUGUCAGUUCUGUUAGUUCUGUAUCCGACAUUCUCUUAAAACGAUUGGGAAGCAUAAGAUACACUGAAGAAACGAUUCAUCCCGAUUUCGACUUAUCUAACACAGUAGUUGGUGAAGGUCCUGAAGAUGAAGAUGAAACUUUUGAGGAGAGCAACUUGGAUUCGAAUAAUGUCUCAAACAACGAUUGUGUUUUUUGGAAUAGUGUGCAAAGUAUUGAAUCUGUCACAGAUGGCAAAUCACAGGUACAACAAGACGGGCGACCCUUAUUUAGUUUAUCAUGUGGUCAAUUACAAGUGCUUAGAAAGUUAGCCUUAUUGAAAUUAACGGCGCAUAUAGAAAAAUAUUGUCCAUCACACAGAACGGGCUGGAAUUGGGAAUUACCUAAAUUCAUUAAAAAAAUAAGAACUCCCAUGUAUAAAGAUAGUCAUAGUCAGCUUUUAAGUAUACCCCUUACCGCAGUACUACAAAGGACUGGCCAACCCCUUCCGCGUGGCAUACAAGAAUCACUAGAAUGGUUGCAUCAAAACGGCUGCGACCAGGUUGGUUUGUUCCGAAAACCUGGUGUUCGAUCUCGUAUACAGGCACUAAAAGUAAUGGUUGAAGUGAAAGGAGAAAAUAUCAACUUUAAUGAGCAACAGGCGUACGACGUUGCCGACAUGAUUAAGCAAUAUUUUAGGGAAUUGCCUGAAGCAGUGCUUACGAACAAGUUGUCAGAGACUUUUAUAUUGAUUUUUCAAUAUGUUCCUCCGUAUCUGCGUAAAGAAGCGGUGCGCUGCACUCUACUACUGAUGCCAGAUGAACAUCGUGAAGUGUUGCAAACGAUAUUGUAUUAUCUUUUAAAAAUAGCCAAAUGUGCAGAUGUAAACCAAAUGAAUGAAAACAACUUGGCCAUUUGUUUUGCGCCGUCUCUCUUUCAGUAUAACAGUCAUUCUUCAUUUUGCAAGCAGAGUUCUCCAAAUCAACGGGAAUUAAUUGAUGUUAAGGCUGCGCAGGAAUGUCUCCUGUUUUUAAUGAAGAAUAACGGCAACAUAUUUGAUGUACCGCGAGAGUUCCUAAAUCAAUGUAAAUCACAUGGCAUGAAUGACAGUAUCGCCGUGCAAUUAUCAGAUCUGGGUACAUCUCUGGAAGGAGGGUGGGUUUCAUAUAUGCAGGAAUGUCAAUCUGCCUUGUUACGUGAAGUUAAAGAGAAAAAUAGGGGAUGGAUUGUUGUAUCUUCAGCUUAUCCUAAAAUAGAAUUAUCUUAUAAGAAGGUUGAAGAUGGUUAUCCUUUGCGGUUGUGGAAAGUUUGCGCAGAUAUCGAAGCUCCGCCAACUGAAGUUGUACACCGAAUAUUGCGCGAACGUCACAUUUGGGAUGACGAUCUGCAUUCGGCCAAAAUUAUUGCCCAAAUGAAUAAAAAUUCUGAGGUAUUUCAUUAUGUACGAAGAAACGUCCCUCCAUUACCUCAUAUAGAUUAUUGUGUCAUUCGAACUUGGAAUACAGUUUUACCGCGAGGGACUUGUGCCGUUGUGGAAACAUCUGUGGAACACCCUGACAUUCCUAAUAUUCCAAACACCGUACGAGGUAUUGUUCUAGCUUCCCGUUAUUUGAUUGAGCCUGGUGGUUCUGGUAGAUCUCGAUAUUUGCAUCUUUCUCGGGUGGAUACAAGGGGUCGAAUGCCGGAAUGGAAUCACAAAAAUUUUGGACACCUUAAUGUCAUACAUGCAGCUCAUAUCCAAAGUUCCUUUCGCCAAAGUACCAGUGGUCCUGAAAGCAAAGUUUAAAUAUACCAAAGAUCUGUACCAUCUACAAUCAUUUGUAAGACAAAACUCAUUUCACAUUUUUUAUUUUUAUCAUUUUCUAGUCAUUGUAAUAUCGGUGCUUUAUAUAUUGUAAGGCAUUUAUGGUGUACUCAAAUUGUUCAAGUUUAAAUACACUAAUAUAUUUUACCAAAAA
Molecule: messenger RNA, 4091 nt
Organism: Photinus pyralis (common eastern firefly)
Lineage: Eukaryota; Metazoa; Arthropoda; Insecta; Coleoptera; Lampyridae
Product: rho GTPase-activating protein 7
Exons: 12
Coding region: 1097-3919 (940 amino acids)
Biological process (GO): actin cytoskeleton organization; signal transduction; regulation of Rho protein signal transduction
Molecular function (GO): GTPase activator activity; lipid binding
Source: RefSeq, a predicted model, not a curated record